Messenger RNA from Brassica napus (rape), 935 nucleotides. RefSeq names its product probable pectinesterase/pectinesterase inhibitor 44. Gene Ontology annotation, biological process: cell wall modification. The record is from RefSeq and is a predicted model, not a curated record. The transcript has 2 exons. NCBI's taxonomy places the organism in Eukaryota, Viridiplantae, Streptophyta, Magnoliopsida, Brassicales, Brassicaceae. Gene Ontology annotation, molecular function: pectinesterase activity; pectinesterase inhibitor activity. The coding region runs from base 16 to 591 and encodes 191 amino acids.
UUCUAAAGAUGUGCUAUGAAAGGUUAUCAAGAUACACUCUACACGCACAUUAUGCGUCAGUUUUACCGCGAGUGCACCAUCACUGGAACGGUGGAUUUUAUAUUUGGCGAUGGGACCGUUGUGUUUCAAAAUUGUCAAAUUUUGGUUAAGAAAGGACUCCCUGACCAAAAGAAUACCAUCACUGCACAAGGCAGGAAAGAAGCUGACCAACCCUCAGGAUUCUCGAUUCAGUUCAGCAAUAUCUCAGCGGACGCAGACUUAGUCCCAUACUUGAACACGACACACACGUAUCUAGGAAGGCCAUGGAAGCAAUAUUCAAGGACAGUUUUCAUGAGGAACAACUUGAGCGACGUUGUGAGGCCUGAAGGAUGGCUCGAGUGGAACACCACUUUUGCUUUGGACACACUCUUCUAUGGAGAGUUCUUGAACUACGGACCAGGUUCAGGACUCAGCAGCCGAGUCAAAUGGCCUGGUUACCACGUGUUUAACAACUCGGACCAGGCUAACAAUUUCAACGUUUCUCAGUUCAUUGAAGGAAAUCUUUGGCUGCCUUCUACUGGAGUAACGUUUACUGCUGGCUUGGGUGUCUAAAUUAGCAUGGCUCAGUGUUACCAUUUUGCUAUUGUUUGUGCCUUUCAAUUUUAACUUUUGAUAUGAAAUAUUAAAAUCUAUUAUUAUAACUCAAAAGAGUCCCCAAAAAUUAUAUACUAGAGAGUAUAUUGAUAUGAAAAAUGUCAUAAACAAAAGUAACAAGAAACUAAAAGAAAGAAGCAUUGUAUAUACAAUUGCACCUUGCUUUUAUUAAUUCUGAUGCAAAGGCGAUGAAAGAGAGCUAUAACAUAUAGGCCACUUAAGGCUAAGGGUAAAAUCAUAAACAGGUAUUACCCAAAGACCAUUCCAAAAGGAAAAAAAAACAAAAAAAACUUGAGCACAAU